Amaranthus tricolor (Joseph's coat) is the source of this 1684-nucleotide messenger RNA. RefSeq names its product oxygen-dependent coproporphyrinogen-III oxidase, chloroplastic. Lineage: Eukaryota; Viridiplantae; Streptophyta; Magnoliopsida; Caryophyllales; Amaranthaceae. Gene Ontology annotation, molecular function: coproporphyrinogen oxidase activity. Gene Ontology annotation, cellular component: cytoplasm; chloroplast stroma. The transcript is spliced from 8 exons. The record is from RefSeq and is a predicted model, not a curated record. The coding region runs from base 184 to 1353 and encodes 389 amino acids.
AAUUGAGAGAGUUUGACUUGACUUGCAUAAAAAACAUGGGCUUCAGUAAUCAGUAGGCAGUAGCACCCACAACAUCAUCUAAAAAAUCAGGCAACAAAACUUCAACCAUUAAUAAACAUUUCCCUCUUUCUAUUUCUCAUUCCUUUCUCCCCUCUCUCAAUUCCUCUCAUUUCUCCAACAACAAUGUCAUCAACUUCUCUAAUUUCUUCACCAUUAUCUCUUCCGACAAAAACCCACUUUCAAAAUCCCCCUCAAAUUAUACCCAUUUCAAAUGCAUUCUCAUCCCCAAAUUUCUUUCCAAAGAUCCAAUCUUUAUCCAUCCAUAAUCAUAAACUACCACCUAUAUCAGCCAUGGCAAUUGAGAAAGAAACCCCGGAAACUGAAGCACCGCCAACAUUCCUUCGAGAAGAUUCUAAUCCAUCUGAUUCUGUAAGAGGUAGGUUUGAGAAGAUGAUAAGGGAAGUACAGAAUAAAGUUUGUGAAGCAAUUGAGGCUGCUGAUGGAGGUGGAAAGUUUAAGGAAGAUGUUUGGUCAAGACCAGGUGGUGGUGGUGGGAUUAGUAGAGUGUUGCAAGACGGUGCCGUUUGGGAGAAAGCCGGUGUAAAUGUUUCUGUUGUUUAUGGUGUUAUGCCUCCUGAUGCUUAUAGAGCUGCUAAAGCUGAUGGUGGGUCUCAUAAACCUGGUCCUAUACCUUUCUUUGCUGCUGGAAUCAGCUCGGUUUUGCAUCCAAAGAAUCCCUUUGCUCCAACUUUGCACUUCAAUUAUCGGUACUUUGAGACUGAUGCUCCUAAAGAUGCUCCUGGAGCCCCUCGACAAUGGUGGUUUGGUGGUGGUACUGAUUUCACUCCUGCCUACAUUUUUGAGGAAGAUGUUCGACACUUCCAUCAGGUCCAAAAAGAUGCUUGCGAUAAAUUUGAUCCUAGCUUUUAUCCUCGUUUCAAAAAGUGGUGUGAUGACUACUUUUACAUCAAGCACCGAGGGGAACGGAGAGGACUCGGUGGAAUCUUUUUUGACGAUCUAAAUGACUAUGACCAAGAAAUGCUUCUUUCUUUUGCAACUGAAUGUGCAAACUCCGUGAUACCCGCUUAUAUACCCGUCAUAGAGAAAAGAAAAGAUACACCCUUCACUGAAGCUAACAAGGAAUGGCAACAAUUAAGACGAGGACGUUAUGUAGAGUUUAAUUUGGUGUAUGAUCGAGGAACAACCUUCGGACUGAAAACUGGUGGUCGGAUUGAGAGCAUUCUGGUCUCUCUGCCUUUGACUGCUCGAUGGGAAUACGAUCAUAAGCCAGAAGAGGGCAGUGAAGAGUGGAAAUUAUUGGAUGCUUGCAUGAACCCUAAAGAAUGGUUAUGAAAGCCAUAAUGUGAUAAUGUCAACGUAGCACCACCGGCUUGAUAACUUUUUCCGACCCCCUUGUCGAGUGAGACUACCGGAAGGAAGCCGUUGUGAGAAAUGUGUGAUCCUUUUUGUUCAUAGCUUUGUGAUUGGCUUUUGUAUGGAAAGGGGCGUAAUGUAGAUUAAUUCUGAUAAUAGUUUAUGCAAUUAUAGAUGUAAUAACUAGCUGUGAAUCUUAUCAGAUUAGAACUGUCAUAACUUUUGUUAUGUUUUUAUUUCAAGCUGUGCUUAUUUUCAGAUCCUAAUCAUAGUUCUUAUAAGUGAGAUACACUUGGUACGAUGAUAAUAA